AAAGACUUGUCUAGCAUUGUUUUGAGGUGUGGAAUCAUGUGGAGUCAUGUGAAGUCAUUGUUAUUUUGUAUUUGUCUAGAGGCGAUUGGGAGGAACCUUUGUAAGAGAAACUUUGUAGUGUGAGAGAUACACUGGUAAACACUUUAGUUAUAAUAACUGACUAUCCACCCAUAGAUGUAGGAGAAUUUCUUCUCUCUAAACCACGUAAAUCUUUGUGUUUUUUGGUUUAAUUUCUGCUUGUGGGUGUGUGAGUGCGAUCAAUUUUGCUUCCGCAUUUGGGCUACAACAAUUGGGUAUCAGAGCUCUUUGGUUGUGCCAUUUGAGCACAACAAGUGGUAUCAGAGCUUUUGAAGGUUGUGGCAUUACGGCGCACAACAAGUGGUAUCAGAGCAUUUUGAUUGUGACAUAUUCCACUACAACAAUUGGGUAUGGAAGCAUUUUUUGUUUUGGCAUUUUGCUCAACAAGGGUAAGUUAAUUGACCAUGACUUUCAGUACAAUCUGAGUCAGACUGGGAUUCCCGAGUGAGUAAAUGCUUUUUGUCCAUCGAAAUGAUAAUAAGAUUGGGUUAUAUCUUUUGAGCCCCUCCCACCUUCUAAUCCUUCAUUACUAUGUUCAGAAUCUGUGAAGUUUUAUAUAAGAGCAGGAGUUUCUGUGAUGCAUGAGUGAAAAUGGGCAUAGAUUUUGUUUGUUCUUUGUAGUUUAACCAGUCCUUGAGAUUAUUUGAUACGUAUGAAACUGAAGUGAUAUAUUUUAUCUGUGGCUUAUAAAUAGUUCAUGAGAAUUCAUAAUGGGUUACUCGGUGAAAUUGAAUAUCAAGGAAUCGACCUGCUAUAUUUUGCAUCCCAUUCUCAAGGACUAGAGAAGCACAACAUCAGGGAUAUGUUCCUGUAGGUCAAUAAUAUCGACUCUGUUCCCCUUUCACUUUUCUGUUCGUGCAGCAUCAAGGGAGAAGAGAGCUGAUGGUGGAAGUAUGGUGGUCGCUCUUGGGGGCAGCUAUUCCAGCAGUAGUUGCAGGGCAAGCAUACAUAAUGAGAAGAAGGCAUUCCGAGGAACAAAAAAUAAAGACCGCCAGGGGAAGGGAGAAGAAUCCAGAUGACAUUUUUGUCUGUGAGAGGGUGUGCACAUCAAAGCGAAUGUUGAAAAAGGUAGGCUCUUUCUCAAAAGACCCAAUUCCCGACACUUGCGUGACUGUGUGUGGAGUAUCCGAGCUUGAUGCCUGCACGGAUGCCUGUGCUCGCACUGUUUGUGUGAAUCAACAUCAAGUGCCAAACUGGAAUGACAUUUGUCUUAGGAAAUGCCAGAGUGAAUGUCUUAAGCUUUCGGCUUCACAUUCAUCUUAGUGAAAUGAUAUGAUGUGUAAAUGCUGCAAUUUUUCGAUGCAUACCGUGAAUUGCAUUUUUGGAACUUUUGGUUUUCUGGAGAUGAUGUGAAAUGUUUUUCUCAAUUUAUUUACUCAGGUUUUUCUUGUUA
Messenger RNA from Cucurbita pepo subsp. pepo (vegetable marrow), 1471 nucleotides. NCBI's taxonomy places the organism in Eukaryota, Viridiplantae, Streptophyta, Magnoliopsida, Cucurbitales, Cucurbitaceae. The record is from RefSeq and is a predicted model, not a curated record.